AUGGCUUUCGUGAGAAAUCUAUUGGGUGCAAAGAAAAGGACCUCCGCGGUGCCAAAAGGGUUUCUUGCGGUGUACGUUGGAGAGAGCCAGAACAAGAGAUAUGUGGUGCCAAUCUCAUACUUGAGCCAGCCUUCUUUUCAAGCUCUUCUCAGCAAAUCCGAAGAAGAGUUUGGGUUCGAUCAUCCGAUGGGUGGAUUAACGAUUCCUUGUCCUGAAGAUACCUUCAUCAAUGUAACUUCCCGGCUUCAGUGA
Microthlaspi erraticum is the source of this 252-nucleotide messenger RNA. The record is from the annotation of a GenBank genome assembly. NCBI's taxonomy places the organism in Eukaryota, Viridiplantae, Streptophyta, Magnoliopsida, Brassicales, Brassicaceae.